Molecule: messenger RNA, 2016 nt
Organism: Hypanus sabinus (Atlantic stingray)
Lineage: Eukaryota; Metazoa; Chordata; Chondrichthyes; Myliobatiformes; Dasyatidae
Gene: rrp7a
Product: ribosomal RNA processing 7 homolog A
Exons: 7
Coding region: 109-927 (272 amino acids)
Biological process (GO): rRNA processing; ribosomal small subunit assembly
Cellular component (GO): CURI complex; UTP-C complex
Molecular function (GO): RNA binding
Source: RefSeq, a predicted model, not a curated record
UUCAGAUGGGCUGAAAGACCAUUGACGUUACGUCACUCGGGAGGCCGGCCGGGGUCCCAUCCCGCCACCGCGCAGGCGCAGAGCCGCGCGUUGCAUCCUGGUCGUGUGAUGGCGCCGCGCGGUGAUGGAGUCGGCAGAGCGGAGUCGGCAGGUUUCUCAGAGAUCCCCGUGAGGUUCCUGGACAAGAGCCCGGUCUCCCGCUGCCUCCUGGUGAAGCCGCACCGGGCCCGUGAACCUGCUGCCGCCCGGCCUCAGAACCGCACGCUGUUCGUGCUCAACGUGCCGCCCUACUGCACCCAGGAGAGUGUGCACAGGCUCUUUUCACAAUGCGGUGACGUCGUGGCAGUGGAACUACAAGACAGACCAGGCCCAGGAACCAAACCUGAGGAAGUGAAAUCUAAGUUUUUCUCCAGGAAACCUGCGGAGGGCUUCCAGGUGGCCUACGUUGUGUUUAAGAAACCAGCCGGGAUGAUGUCUGCCCUGAAAGUCCAAGAGCCUUGGGUCCUGUCUCCGAAGGAGCACCCCAUCAAAACAGGCCUUCAGAAGUGGAUCCAGGAGUACUCAUCCAGCAUCAUCGACCCUGAGGCGCUACAGAGCGACAUCGACGAGUUCAUGAAGCAACACGAUGAGCGGGUAGCAGAGCUGGAGGCCGCCGCUGAUGCUGAGGACGGGGUCCCGGACGAGGAGGGCUGGGUGAAGGUGACCAGGAAGGGCCGCCGGCCUGGUGUUCCCCGGACCGAGGCUCACAGCCUGCAGGCGAUCCAGCGGGAGAAACGCAAGCGAGCCCAGAAAGAGCUGCUCAACUUCUACAGCUGGCAGCGAAAGGACGCCAAGCGAGAGCAUAUCGCCGAGCUUCGGAAGAAGUUUGAAGAGGACAAGCAGAGGAUCGCUGUGAUGAGGGCCGAACGGAAGUUCAAGCCUUACUGAAACCCGGUCGGGGUGGGGGCCGGCAGGGUAGGGGGUGGGAUUCGGGUCGACGACGAGGCUGCAGCAAUGAGGAAGGGCUUCAGAGAGGGUUCUUCCCUCAUGCUCAGUCCUGUGGUACCCAUGUGUGGGUCCACAACAGCUCAGGACGAUAGCUAUAUGGGACUGGCCAAGACCUUGGGGUGGGUGAUAGGGGCCGGGGCUUUAUCAUGUUAUUCUGGUAACUGAACCCUUGCUGAGUGAACCGGAGCUGGCUGAACAUUGAAUGAGCUCAUCCAGUCACAAGUCAGCGGGCACUGGGCAUACCUUGUGUCCUGGGGGCCAUCCGCUGGGUACGGCAGAGGAACAGAAAAGGCUGCAUGCACACCAAGUCAGGCAGCACCUGUGGAAAGAGAUGCAGAGUUUAAGGUCACCGUUCUUUGUAAUUGGGAGAUGAUGUAGAACUUGCCCAUUGACUACACAUAUCGCUGAUCUGAAUGUGUAUGUUCCCUACAGAGCCCCGCUAUAUAAAAGCCUAUUACUAACUGGGAAAUGUAAGAGUUUCUUAAACAAUGACAUUGUCAAGUUCUGACAGGAACUCUUCAGAUGCCAUGAUUAAAAUUAAAAAGUAAUGGGAGCAAGAGAUAAAUUUCCUGCAGCUCGGUUUUUGCAUAAGCUUGGAUCUUGUCAAUGUUUUCGAACCACUUCACCGUUGGGUCCUUGCCAAAGCUCCCAGUCCAGGGGCUAACUCUCACUGCCAGAGUGUUCCUCAGUGUGCAGGUGGUUGAGCUGCUGAAUCAAACUCUCUGGGACCAAUCUGUCAUUCCCCGAAACAGCCUUGCUGCAGUCGAAUGUAGGUGAACAGUACAGAUAUUUGCAGGGUUCUUCGAGCGAAUAAAGAGAAGCUGAGGCCACUCACAGUAAUUCACCUGUUUGCCACUGCAGCUGUGAGUCAGUUCACUUCCCUGACUUCUCCCAUUGCAGAGGAGGAGGGUUACUUUCACACUAUUUAUUGAACCUGGAGCAUUUCAACUUCAUACCUGGAAAUCUAUUUCAGAUUUUCUAAGAUAUUUGUAAAUAAACAGCCAAAACGUAAACACCUUGUCCUGUGUU